UUAUAAGAGGCUGCAGGGACGAGUAGAGAGCGGAGCUAAAGACACUAAAUACGGAAGGAGUUGUUGGAUCGCGUUCUUUUUGUUCUGAGGAGCUCAGUGAAGGGCAGCCAUGCGUCUCAUAGGCUCCACUGUCCUGUUCAGUGUCCUGCUGCAGGCUUUGGGCGCCCCGACAGAGGACUGGAGCUCGGCCACGUCCAUUUACGACUUCUCAGCUACCGACAUCGACGGCAACGUGGUCUCUCUAGAAAAAUACAGGGGCAACGUGGUCAUCAUCACCAACGUGGCGUCCAAAUGAGGCAAAACGCCCGUAAACUACUCUCAGUUUGCCGAGAUGCACGCCAAGUACGCUGAGAGAGGUUUACGCAUCCUCGCCUUCCCUUCCAACCAGUUUGCCAACCAGGAACCAGGUACUAACGCCGAGAUCAAGCAGUUUGCGCAGUCGUACAACGCUCGCUUCGACAUGUUCAGCAAGAUCGACGUCAACGGCCCUGAUGCUCACCCGCUGUGGAAAUGGCUGAAGGAGCAGCCCAACGGGAGAGGCUUCCUGGGAAAUGGCAUCAAAUGGAAUUUCACAAAGUUUCUGAUCAACAAAGAGGGUCAGGUGGUGAAGCGAUAUGGGCCCAUGGAUGAUCCAAGCGUGAUUGAGCAGGAUCUUCCGCCGUAUCUGAGCGCCUAAAUCAUCCAUACCUCGCUAUCUCGACAUUGUCUCAUUUGUUUCCGUACUCCGCCUCUCUCUCUCUCUCUCUCUCUCUGAGCAUCGGUCGAUAAGGGUUCGGCUCGACCCCGGACGUGUGACGGUCUGCCCGUAAAGCCGUCCGACGGAGAGGGCAGACCCGAUGCAAUUGGCGUGCAAAUCUGCCGGGGACGAUCGCCGAGCUUUUGUUAAUUUUCGUGGCCCGGGGAGAAGGAGACACAGAGAAAACGGAUGAAAUGUAGCAUCGUUUGCAUAGCAACACUGGAAUUGAGGCUAAUGAGCUUCAGUAGUACUGUCAUUCAAGUGUAAAGAGAAGUUAACACCUGUCUAAUAAAACUGAAAUAAAGUACAACUACUCACCCUUUGAAGAUGGCUUACAGACAUGUAGCCUGUUAUGGACAAUAAAACCAUGCCAUUUGUUGGCAAGUGUCUUGUA
Messenger RNA from Phyllopteryx taeniolatus (common seadragon), 1130 nucleotides. RefSeq names its product glutathione peroxidase 4a (gene gpx4a). Gene Ontology annotation, biological process: response to oxidative stress. The record is from RefSeq and is a predicted model, not a curated record. Gene Ontology annotation, molecular function: glutathione peroxidase activity. NCBI's taxonomy places the organism in Eukaryota, Metazoa, Chordata, Actinopteri, Syngnathiformes, Syngnathidae.